This is a messenger RNA of Ceratitis capitata (Mediterranean fruit fly), 827 nucleotides long. Its product is annotated as neprilysin-3-like. The record is from RefSeq and is a predicted model, not a curated record. The transcript has 4 exons. NCBI's taxonomy places the organism in Eukaryota, Metazoa, Arthropoda, Insecta, Diptera, Tephritidae. The coding region runs from base 318 to 629 and encodes 103 amino acids.
GUCGCAACAUGUGUUAAAGCAUGCGCGUUUUAUACACAAACGUUCUGCGGUCUCUUGGUUCAACGUUCGUAUUUGAUAUUCUCUUAAUAACAGUUCUUCCACUACUUUAACAAUUUGGGUUAAUUGCAUUUUUUGCAAAACACAUAUAUAAGAAGCAAUAAUUGAAUUUUUUAUGCAGUUUUGAUUCCUAACAGUGCCGCUAGAACGAAUUCGAUUGGAAAAAAUAUCUUGUCUUCUUAACAAAGAAGAAAAAUCUAAUUGUAAUACAAAUAUAUCUAUAGAAGGAAAUACAGUCGAUUUAAUCGAAAUAUUAACAGAUGGCGACUUACAAACAAACAACUUUUCAAGAAGAUGACGUGUGCUCCAUCGGUGGAAUUCAUCUACAGGAACGUUCUAGAAAUUCAGGAAUACAUAUUCGGUACCACACUGCCAGAGCAGCAAUUAAUUGGGGAUCGCGUAGUAAAGUGGAGAAAUUUCUAUUAGUAGCUUCUAUUUUACUAGCUUUAAUAGCUUCAACGUUGGUCAUAGUAAUACUAUCGAAUAAAUCGCACAGGAGUACGUGUGUACUCCAUAUAGAACCACACACAAAAGUUUAUGAUUUCAAUAUACAUCAAUGUAAUGGAUUGUAAAUGGGGUGAAGUCAAGCUUCUGGGUAUGCGGUUACAGUUGCAAGGCUUUACUCAAUUCCUAUUCUUGCGUCGGCAUCAGUGCUCAGUAACAUCUUUGUACAUAUAUUUUUCUUUGCGAUAACCGAAUACAAAAUUUAAUAUUUUUUUCUAAUUCCAAUUGUUAAGAUCCUGGAAAAUUGAUAUUUACUUAUAUUUUAG